Messenger RNA from Trametes versicolor FP-101664 SS1, 300 nucleotides. RefSeq lists its product as uncharacterized. Gene Ontology annotation, biological process: mitochondrial respiratory chain complex I assembly. The record is from RefSeq and is a predicted model, not a curated record. The transcript has 5 exons. NCBI's taxonomy places the organism in Eukaryota, Fungi, Basidiomycota, Agaricomycetes, Polyporales, Polyporaceae. The coding region runs from base 1 to 300 and encodes 99 amino acids.
AUGGCCUCCGGCUUUGGCUACAACGGAGGUGUCUCUCGGUGCUUUGCAUACUGGCAGGAGUUCUCCAAAUGCUACGCCCAGACAGACGUCCCUAGCAAGUGCACCGCGCAGGUGGAGGAUUACCUGGAGUGCCUUCACCACACUAAGGAGAUUGCUCGCGCGAAGGCGGUCAAGGCGGAGUUUAUCCGUAAGGCAGAACAUCAAGCGCACGAGGGACGCAAGGCCGCGGACAUUCUUGCAGACGGUGUCAUCGUCGGUGUCGGGCUUAUAUCUCGCGGAGAAGCCGCACAUUCGAAGUAG